AUGUCGCCGGCUGCCAAUGAUCCUGAAUCCAAGUUGACCUGCCAGGACUGCAAUCGGAGCCUUCGCGCCCAACCGACCGAAACGCGACAGAUCCUCUGUUUGGUCAGCCAUUGUCGCACGCAUGUCAACAAGAAAACUUUGGAAUGUUCAGCUUGUGGUUUCGCUGCCGGCACGCAAGAAAUCGAGCAACACAUUCAAGAUCUACAUGACGGCAAGGCAGAGAUGAUAAAUUUUCGGGAUGCUAAUUACAAGGAGCAAUUGGCAGCUGAAUGCGCGAAAAACUUUCCACAUUUCGCCGACAAGCUGCGUGAACAUGUUAGCAAAGCAUCGGAAAAGAAUGAAGAAUCAUUCGAAAGCAAACCGGAAGAAGAGGAUGAAGUUGAUGAGAAGCCGGACUGGAAAUGUUUCACAUCGCCGGCCGCGUCAAAACAAGGACGCAAUAGGUAUCCUUGCAAGUCUUGCGCAAAGAUCCUCAAUAUCGAAAACCCAAACAGGGUUGGCGUCAUGAUCGUGCAGCAUUGCGCCACGCAUAGCCGACAGAAACCCUAUGAAUGCUCCGAAUGCACAUUCACCGCGCGGACACGUACCUACGUUCUUCAACACAUUCGGCAGGACCACAAUGGGCGCGGCCACGAAUUGGUCAAAUUCCCGCCGAAUUACCUCGAAGAGCUUGAGAAGCAGUGCCUCGACAAUUUCACCGCGGACCCUGAUCGCGUGCGCGCGGCAAUUGGGCGACUGCGACGCUGGUAUCUAUCGCAUCGCGAAUCCAACAACGAAAAUACGACACCGCCAGCAAAGCGAGCUCGCCUCUCCGAUUUCUACGCUGCGUCCGAUUUCUGUACGCCAGAUUUCUCGAUCCCUACCGAGAUGCCGAUGUUCCCAACACCGCAAAUGACGCCCGCCGAUCCUGUACCGUCGCUGACGAUUGCUUCUCAACCCGCUCCCGUUUCGGAUGUACCGCAAUACAACCCGGAGAACGUCAAACAAGAGAGCAACGUUGCGUCAAUGCCGACGACUUUGGCUGCAGAACUGUCUGUGCCUCAGCCACUAACGGUUGCCAAACCGGUACCAAUGCCUAUGCCGAUUGUUCAAAUGCAAGUACAGAAUCCCGCUCCUAUCCCCACCAUUGACAACUCCCAAUUGCUCGCCCAAAUUGCCGAGCAAGCUGCCACGAUCGAAAUGUUGAAACAGCGAAUCAAAGCUUUGGAAGAAGAGGCAACCACGAAAGCCAAGCAACAGGCCAUGCUCUACUCACACAUUGGCGAGCUGAGUGCUCAAGCGCACUACAUGAAGUCUGAGCUGGCCGAAAUCAAGAAGGAAGUACCC
Molecule: messenger RNA, 1326 nt
Organism: Mesorhabditis spiculigera
Lineage: Eukaryota; Metazoa; Nematoda; Chromadorea; Rhabditida; Rhabditidae
Source: the annotation of a GenBank genome assembly